Molecule: messenger RNA, 2224 nt
Organism: Phalacrocorax carbo (great cormorant)
Lineage: Eukaryota; Metazoa; Chordata; Aves; Suliformes; Phalacrocoracidae
Source: RefSeq, a predicted model, not a curated record
GCCCGGCCCGGCCCCCGCCGCCUUUCGGUUUCUCUCUUCCAGGAAGGAAAACCGGCGGGGAGCGGGGCCGUGCCGGCACCGCCCGCCCCUCCCCCUGCGUCCCGUCCCCCCCUCCUCGCCGCUUCCCUCGCAGCGCGCGCGCGCACGCAUCGGCUCACACCCGGGGCUCACGGGGGCAGAGCGCGCGCACGCACACACACACGCACACACACACACGCACACACACACACACACGCAAACACACACACGGCGCCACAGGCGCGCGCGGAGCGGCGCAGCGGGGCGGGAGCGAUCGCCCGCCUUCGGAGGAGCGGCGGCGGCGCUGAGGAGGGGACUCCGGCGGCGGGGCGCCUCCCCCGGGCAGCUCCGCCGCGCCGCGCCCGCCGCCGGGCGAUGGUGGCGGCAGUAACUUCCCCUUGAGGGGCCGGGCCGGGGCCGGGCCGCCGGGAGAGGAGCGGAAAGUGGGGAAAGCCCGAGAACUUCCCGUCCGCCCGCGCCCGCCCCGCCGGGCUUCGCCGUUUCCCUCCUGAGAGAUGUCUGAGGCUCCUGCUCAGUGUUGCAUCAAGCAGGAAAGAAUUUCGUACACACCUCCAGUGAGCCCGGUACCAAAUUACACUUCGUCACCACUACAUGUCCCAGUGCCUCGAGCGAUCAGGAUGGAGGAAGACACGAUCAGACUGCCGGCACACCUGCGUUUGCAGCCCAUUUACUGGAGCAGGGAAGAUGUGGCACAGUGGCUCAGGUGGGCGGAGAAAGAGUUUUCCUUGAGGCCGAUUGAGAGCAACACUUUUGAGAUGAACGGCAAGGCUCUGCUGCUCCUGACCAAAGAGGACUUUCGAUACAGGUCUCCUCAUUCAGGUGAUGUUUUAUAUGAACUCCUUCAGCAUAUCCUGAAGCAGAGGAAAGCUCGUAUGCUCUUCACACCUUUCUUCCACCCUGGGAACUCUAUCCAUGCUCAGCCAGAGGUCAUAUUACACCAGAAUCAUGAUGAAGAUACUUUUGUCCAGAGACCUUCAAGACCAUCCACAGAAACAGUCCACCACAACCCCCCAACCAUUGAACUGUUGCAUCGUUCUAGAUCACCCAUCACCAACAACCACCGUCCAUCACCAGAUCCCGAUCAGCGGCCACUGAAGUCCCCUAUGGACAACACUAUCCGUCGCCUCUCCCCAGCUGACAGGGUGCCAGGGACAAGGCAUCAGCAAGAGAACAACCACCAGGAGCCCUAUCCUCUCUCAGUGUCCCCGAUAGAAAACAACCACUGCCCGCCUCCUUCCGAGGUGCUCCAGAAGCCCUCCAGCCCUCGCCAGGAGAAUACCAGGGUCAUCCAGCUGAUGCCCAGCCCUAUCAUGCAUCCUUUGAUACUGAACCCCAGGCACUCCGAUUUCAAACCACCAAGGUUGUCUGAGGAUGGGCUGCACAGGGAGGUAAAGCCAAUCAACCUGUCCCACCGAGAAGAGUUAGCAUAUAUGAACCACAUCAUGGUGUCUGUAUCCCCUCCUGAGGACCAUGCAAUGCCAAUUGGAAGAAUAGCAGACUGUAGGUUGCUUUGGGAUUAUGUUUAUCAGCUGCUUUCUGACAGCCGGUACGAAAAUUUCAUCCGAUGGGAAGAUAAGGAAUCCAAAAUAUUUCGGAUAGUGGAUCCCAACGGGCUGGCCCGGCUGUGGGGAAACCACAAGAACAGAACAAAUAUGACUUACGAGAAAAUGUCCAGAGCCCUACGCCACUACUACAAACUAAAUAUUAUCCGGAAGGAGCCAGGACAAAGGCUUUUGUUCAGGUUCAUGAAGACCCCAGAUGAGAUUAUGAGUGGCCGAACAGACCGCCUCGAGCACCUUGAAUCCCAGGAACUGGAUGAACAAAUAUACCAAGAAGAUGAGUGCUGAAGGGAACUGGUACUCCGCCUCUGUGGGUCCAUGGGAGAAACAUCUGCCCAGGUGGCUGGCACAGUUUGGGACAACACAGAAGCAGUACUUGGGGUCGCCGCUUAGCUUGAAGACCACGCAGGACCUGAAGCACCUUAACAAAACAAACUAACAGGCAGAAGUGGUGCUGGCAGAAAAGUAAACGGGAGGAAGCCUGGACUUAUGCACUACUUCACUGUUCCUACAAAGUCUCCCCUGAGUUCCUUCUUUCUUUUUGGUUUGUUUCAGUUUUGGGGUUUUUUUUUUUGUUGUUUUUUUUCCCUAAUAAACAUGCAGUUUGACUUUCCUUAUCUCACGUA